Molecule: messenger RNA, 2617 nt
Organism: Drosophila persimilis
Lineage: Eukaryota; Metazoa; Arthropoda; Insecta; Diptera; Drosophilidae
Gene: ClC-b
Product: H(+)/Cl(-) exchange transporter 7
Exons: 9
Coding region: 33-2486 (817 amino acids)
Biological process (GO): transmembrane transport; chloride transport
Cellular component (GO): lysosomal membrane; intracellular membrane-bounded organelle
Molecular function (GO): voltage-gated chloride channel activity
Source: RefSeq, a predicted model, not a curated record
UUUGUCCGCAAUUUUAUGGAAAAAUUGGAGUAAUGGAUGAUGUAAAGACUUUAAUUAGUUUAGACGAAGAAACAACGGACGACGAUGAACCAGUUGCGCCGAAAGUGGCAGUAAAAAGUUCGCCACCGCCGACAGCUGUGGUAGACAUCCUUAACGACGAUAUUCCAACACCGAGUACAGGUGUCGGCGUAGGUAACAAUAAUUCGGGGACUUUGAUGCCAGACAAGGACGACGACGACUUACCCGCAUUACUAGAUCACACCCCUUCAUAUUCAGGCAACAGUGCGCUCAAUGGAAAUUUGCCACCUAAUGAUCGGGAUAACGCUGAGUCGGAACCUAUUUUCCGUGUAAGAUCCCGGACCGCAGUAGCAUCUACUCCCAACUAUGAGAGCUUAGACUAUGAAGUUUGCGAAAAUAAGCUUUUUCAAGACGAACAAAAAAAGAGGCUUACGGAGCGGUUCUCACUGCGGAAAGAUAUCAUACGAUGGAUCAUAUUCAUACAAAUUGGCAUCAUUACAGCGCUUAUUGCCUGCUCCAUAGACAUUAUCAUCGAAGAACUCUCCGAACUGAAGUACAUGUUCCUCAUGACCUCUGUCGAGAAAAAUGUUCCACAGACCGACUUUACGGGCGGCGAUUUAGUUGUGCCUUUUCUCUACUGGAUUCUCUUGAGCGUAGUGCCCGUGGCAUUUGGAGCUGCCAUGGUUACCUACAUCGAACCCAUAACGGCGGGCAGUGGCAUUCCGCAGGUGAAGAGCUAUCUCAAUGGCGUGAAAAUACCACGCAUUGUGCGCAUCAAAACCCUGGCAGUUAAGGCUAUUGGAGUGAUCACCUCGGUGGUCGGCGGCUUGGCUGGCGGCAAGGAGGGGCCAAUGAUACACGCUGGCGCUGUUGUAGCCGCUGGCAUAUCGCAGGGAAAAAGCACCACUUUCGUAAAGGAUUUCCACGUCUUUAAGGCCUUCAGGGAUGAUCACGAGAAGCGGGACUUUGUCCUGGGAGGCGGUGCUGCUGGAGUUUCGGCCGCCUUUGGCGCCCCCAUUGGCGGCAUGCUGUUCUCGUUGGAAGAAGCAGCCAGCUUCUGGAACCAAAAUCUCAUCUGGCGCACUCUCGUUGCCUCAAUCAUUAGCGUCUUUACUCUGAACCUUGUUCUGUCCACAUAUCACGGUCUGAACGAUUUCACCUUCACCGGCCUCUUCAAUUUGGGAAAGUUCGAUCAACCCCUGAAAUUCGACUAUUUUGAAUUGCCGAUCUUCAUGCUGUUGGGCAUAACCGGAGGCCUACUAGGGGCCGCCUGGAAUUCGCUGAACACAAAAAUCAAUGGAUUUAGGAAACGUUACAUUCCCUGGAAGAUUGGCAAGGUAUGCGAAGCCGUUGUGGUGGCUAUGUUCGGCGUUACACUGGCAUGCACGAUGAUUUACUUUAUCAACGAUUGUCGGCCGCUGGGUAACGAUCCAACCAUCCAUCCUGUUCAGCUCUUUUGCGAGGACAAUGAAUACAAUGCAGUGGCAGCACUCUGGUUUCAAACGCCCGAGGCCACAGUCCGAUCUCUUUUCCAUGAUCCACCAGGAUCGCACAAAAUACUCACCCUGACCAUGUUCACGAUUGUCUAUUACGUGCUCUCGUGUGCCACCUUUGGCCUCAACGUCUCCCUGGGUGUCUUCAUACCAACAGCUUUAGUAGGCGCUGCUUGGGGACGUCUCUUCGCCAUGGUCACGUACUAUUUAUUUCCUGAAACUGAAUUUUUGCAUCCCGGAAAAUAUGCUUUGAUCGGAGCUGCCGCCAAUCUGGGUGGAGUUCUACGCAUGACCAUCAGCUUGUCGGUUAUUCUGAUGGAAACCACUGGCGUGGAGACAUCGUUCUUUUUCCCUCUGAUCAUUGCACUCAUCAGUGCCAAAUGGGUGGGCGAUUACUUCAACGAGGGCAUCUACGACACCCAAAUCGAGGUGAAUCACGUGCCCAUUCUGCCCUGGGAGCCGCUUCCACAAUAUAAAGGACUGACAGCCCGCGAAAUAUUGAGCAGUCCAGUGGUAUGCAUUAAGCUGCGCGACAGCGCCCAUUAUAUCUACAAUGUGCUGAAGAAGUGCGAUCACAAUGGUUUUCCCGUUGUGGAUGAUGUCCAAGGCGUUCAUCGCUCUCAGGGUCGCGUCUGUGGCAUUGUUUUGCGCUCGCAGCUAAUUGUCAUCCUGUUAAAGUCUCUGUAUGUGGAGAACAGUCGUUUCUGGCUACCAGACACUUCAAUACAAACGUUUCGCGAUGUCUAUCCGCGGUAUCCAUCAAUUGAGAGCGUUCGAAAACUGGAUGAUAAAAUAAACUACACAGUGGACCUGGCCAUGUUCAUGAAUCCAUCACCAGUGCGCGUCAAUGCGCACGACUCGGUGCCCAGGAUCUUCCAAGUCUUUCGGGCCUUGGGCCUGCGCCACAUGCUGGUCAUCAACAACGAGAAUCGCAUAGCUGGCAUCAUAACGCGGCGGGACUUCAUUUACAAGUGAUAUAUGGAGAAAUGCAUGUAUUUAAUACAAUGUUUUUAAUUGUGUGUCGAAUACUACUAUAGUGUAGUGCACUGUGCGCCGUUCAUUUUAAGAUAUAACUAUUUCAAAUAAACAUUUAUAUUUCUUUGUAA